UAAAUGUCAAUUAUUUUGUUGACCUUCGCUACAUAAGAACUAACUUUUGUGGCUGUUGGGCAGGAGAUCGUCGCUGAGCCAUCGCCAUAUUAGGCUGAAUUCGACAUCCAAGUGGGCCAAAUUCGACAUUGAUUUGGGCUUAGGCCCAUUUAUUUUUAUUUUUUUUGUAAGAACCAUUGAACAAAAUCAAACUCUUCUUUUCAUUUUCAAAUAAAUAAAUAAAUUCACUCAAAAUCCAGUUUUUCCAACCAAACAUACACUAUAAAAACAAGAAACCCUCGGUUGAUUUUCUUCACUAUUUCUCAAUUCCAUUUCAAUGGAUUCAAGCUCUAGCGAAAUAGCUCAGGAUCUCUCACCCCUACUCAAAAUCUACAAAGAUGGUCGCAUAGAGAGACUCUUAGGAUGUGAAAUCAUUCCCCCAUCUUUUGAUCCAACAACAAACGUUGAAUCAAAAGACAUCUUAAUCUCAAAAGACCAAAACAUCUCCGCAAGAAUCUUCAUUCCUAAACCCAACAACAAAAAUCCAAUCCAAAACCUUAAAAAACUCCCUCUCCUUGUUUACUUCCAUGGUGGUGGUUUCUGCAUAGAAACAUCAUCAUCACCACAGUACCACAAUUUCCUCAACUCCAUUGUUUCUCAAGCUCAAAUAAUAGCAGUUUCAGUUGAUUACAGAAGAGCACCAGAACAUCCUCUUCCUAUUGCAUACGAAGAUUCAUGGACUUCUCUCAAAUGGGUCGCUUCUCAUUUAAAUGGAAACGGUUCUGAUGAAUGGAUAAAUCGUUAUGCCGAUUUUGAGAAAGUGUUCUUAGCUGGAGAUAGUGCUGGAGCAAACAUUGCACACAACGUGUGUAUUCGUGUUGGAACUGAAGGACUUCAUGGGAUUAAUGUUGAAGGGAUUGUUUUGGUUCAUUCUUUUUUCUGGGGUGUGGAAAGGAUUGGAUCCGAAACUAAACAAUCUGAACAUUUGGAUUUUGUUGAUAAUUUGUGGCGGUUUGUGUAUCCGACAAGUUUGGGAUCCGAUGACCCGUUGUUGAAUCCGGGUUUUGAUUCGAAUUUGGGGAAGUUGAGUUGUAAGAGAGUGUUGGUUUGUGUUGCUGAGAAUGAUUUGUUGAAGGAUAGGGGUUGGUAUUAUAAAGAGUUGCUUGAGAAAAUUGGUUGGGGUGGUGUUGUUGAAGUGAUUGAGACAAAAGGUGAAGGACAUGUUUUUCAUCUGUUUAAUUCAAAGUGUGAUAAUGCUGUCUCUUUGUUUAAUCAAAUUGCUUCCUUUAUUAAUCAUAGUGGUUAAGUUAUGUAUGUAGUUUUGCGGAACAAAUUAGUAUGAUUAUAUGAAUAAUGUAAUUUAAAUGGUCAUUUGAGGACUAUCUAGUUAACAUCCUCUAAGCACUUGUUUGUUUUAUGUCUAUUGUGAAUUGUGCAGCAAUUUAAUUUUAGCAACAGCUCAAGACAUUAUAUUAUA
Trifolium pratense (red clover) is the source of this 1456-nucleotide messenger RNA. RefSeq names its product probable carboxylesterase 12. The record is from RefSeq and is a predicted model, not a curated record. Gene Ontology annotation, molecular function: hydrolase activity. Bases 317 to 1285 code for a protein of 322 amino acids. NCBI's taxonomy places the organism in Eukaryota, Viridiplantae, Streptophyta, Magnoliopsida, Fabales, Fabaceae. The transcript has a single exon.